Messenger RNA from Brassicogethes aeneus, 866 nucleotides. The record is from the annotation of a GenBank genome assembly. Lineage: Eukaryota; Metazoa; Arthropoda; Insecta; Coleoptera; Nitidulidae.
UCGAGAUGGUGCUUAAGACGUCGGUGUUAGUUAUCUUACUGUGCUCCUCCGUCAUCUUAGCGGCCGAUGCCGACAAAAGCAAUGAAGUGCCCGCCGCCAAAAAGGACUCGAGUGACAAAAGUGAAUUCAAAAAGUCCAUCUCGAGGGACUGUGCGAACACCUAUACGGCCACAUGCCUGAAGCUGGAUAUCGUCUCCUGGGUGGACAAGCUGAACGAAAACGACGAUUACAGUGUUAUCCCAGGAGUUAGCGUGGUGCGGGAGAACGGAAGUGCCCGAGCGAAUACAGCCGACAUGGUCGCCGAACUGGCCCGGGACUUCCCCAACGACCCCAGCGCUCGCUUGGACGCGUUCAUGGUCAAAAAGAUCACCUCCUACUUGAACAGCCACUCGGUGCGACUAAACUUGUUCAACGCCGUUGACACCCAGAUCGAGGAGGCGAGAGGCGGCGGCGGCGGCGGCGGUAUGGGAGGUGGGGGCGGCGGCAUGGGCGGCGGCGGCGGCAACAAAGGCGGCGGUGGCGGCGGCGGCGGCGGCGGUAUGGGAUACAUACUCGCAGCAGGUGGUAUGAUGAAGGCUAUGUUGCUAACCCUAGCUCUUGGUGGUAUAGCCGCCAUAGCCGGUAAGGCUCUAAUGGCAGGUUUAAUUUCGCUCGUGUUGUCGGCCAUCAUUGGUCUUAAGUCGCUGCAUGGAGGACACAAGCAGACCACCUACGAAAUCGUCUCCAAACCGGUGUAUUCUCACUCCCAGUCUCACUCAGUUUCCCAUGAGGAUCAUGGAGGGCAUUAUGGGCAUUCCUCCUAUGGUAGAAGCUUUGAUACCGCGCCGUUACCUCUGGGCCUUCAACCAGAUUACAAACCUAAAUAA